This is a messenger RNA of Anoplophora glabripennis (Asian longhorned beetle), 2994 nucleotides long. Its product is annotated as TOX high mobility group box family member 4. Gene Ontology annotation, cellular component: nucleus. The record is from RefSeq and is a predicted model, not a curated record. Lineage: Eukaryota; Metazoa; Arthropoda; Insecta; Coleoptera; Cerambycidae. Gene Ontology annotation, molecular function: chromatin DNA binding. The transcript is spliced from 9 exons. Gene Ontology annotation, biological process: regulation of transcription by RNA polymerase II. Bases 248 to 1867 code for a protein of 539 amino acids.
UCACAGUGUCCGUAGACAACGUUGUGUCCCGGAAACAUGCAAUAGUGAUUACGCGCACGUUUAACAACCGGAGUUCUAGCGCGCCCCCUUCAGUGACUGUGCUAAUUGGUGUUUUUUUUUCUGUUGUGGCCAGAGAUUGGGAUUUAUAUUUUUUUCUUGGUCACGUGGACUACCUGUGCUCACAACGCUGGAACAUUUAAGGCCCAUUGUGGCUUCUAUCACCACGCUCAUUGGGAACUGUGAGACUAUGGAAGCCACAUAUUGCGUCGGUACUGAUGUUGAUGUUUGUAGGAUGUUCGACCAGUACUUGUAUAAGCGAUCAGAAAACGUUGAUUUAUCACUGAGCAUACCACAAUCAAAUUUUCAGUCCAACGGAUACGAUAUGGGAGAUCAGACAUUUCAUACGCCAAGUUUCGGGGACGAAGAGUUCGACAUUCCCGCCAUUAACCCCCAACAGCAGCAGCAACAGCAACAAGGCCAUUCGGAUCAGCAGCACUACCAGCCGCCGAUGCAGGGGAUGCAGCAGAUGAACCAACAAAUGAACCAACAGCAGGACGCCAUGGGCAUGCACGACCCAACCGGGGGGUACCAACAGCCCCUGUAUCUCUCCGGACCCGACCAUGGGAUGGUAAACUCUUCCUACCACAGUCCCCAACCUAGCUACACCAUGAGUCCCAGCCAGCAGCAACACAACAACCAACUGUUGAUGAUCCAGCAGCAGCAACAUCAGCAGCACCAGCAGAUGAUGAUGAGUCAUGGCCAGCCUCCCCCCGGGGCUAUGGGGCAGUACGGGACGUCGCCCCAGCAUCCACAGGGGAGGGGAAACAGCCCCCCCGCGCCUGGUCAGGAGCCCACCACCAGCGAGGAUAGUGAUGAUAGCACUCCACAUCCUGCCAUGAUAACGGCGAUGAAGCGGCCGUCCCCCGAACCGGCCGAUCAGGCAUUAACGAAGACACAAAAGAAACCGAAAGUACAAAAGAAGAAAAAGAAGAGGGACCCUAAUGAACCGCAAAAACCAGUAUCGGCGUAUGCGUUAUUCUUCCGUGAUACUCAAGCUGCCAUAAAGGGACAGAAUCCGAACGCAAGCUUCGGAGAGGUUUCCAAAAUCGUGGCCUCGAUGUGGGACGCACUAGACUCCGAACACAAGAACGUGUAUAAAAAGAAAACAGAAGCCGCAAAGAAGGAAUAUCUGAAGGCUUUGGCCGCCUACAGGGCCAGCUUAGUAUCCAAGGGCGCCGGAGAAGGCGAGGGCAUGUACGGAAAUUACAGUAACUACCAACAGGGCGCGCCACAGUACUCCUCCUAUCAGCCACAAGGAACCAUUCCAUCGCCCCCGAUGACGUCAGCGCCAACUCCGCCCACACAGUCGCCCAUUGGGAAGAAGCCCUCGAUGAUGGGCAACAUGAACCCGUCGCCCCAGCAGCAGCAUCAGAGCAUGAUGCAGUCCAACAUGGGACCAGUGCCAAACCACAUGAACAUGCAGCACAUGCAACAACAGCAGCAGCACAGCAGUUAUAUGCAACAGCAGCAGCACAUGCCGGUGUCCCCACAACAGCAGCAUGUCCCAGUCUCACCGCACAUGCAACAGCACAUGAGUCCUCCCCCGAUAGUGUCUAGUUCUCCACCGGUUUCGGCACCACCCCCGACUGUUCCAACAUCCGUGUCCCAGCAGAACGCCGGUCAAGGACAGAUGAGGCCACCGAAUGCUUGUAUACGUCACGGAUGCCCCAAUCCAGCCAUAACAAAUCCCGAAUGGGAGGACGAAUACUGCAGUAAUGAGUGCGUUGUUAGCCAUUGCCGGGAUGUAUUUACAAAUUGGGUAUCCGGAAACAAGAACCAAUCACAGAACUUUUCAACCGUUAAAUAAGUUCUAGGAUAGAGAAUGCCGCAAGAAUGAUAAAAGUAAGAUAGCAAUACCAACUGGAUCAAGAUAGUUUAUUUCCGAUAGAUAAAACGGUAUGUUUGGCAGUCACGAUAUGUAAUAGUGAGAGGAUAUUUUAAGAGUUGUAAAUAAAAUGGAAAAUCAUUUAGUAAGUGAGGUUGUAUUGAAGCAAUAGACGCAAUACGAUUUCAUUAUAUAUAGGUAUACAAUACAAAAAAAAAUAUUGUAAUCCUAGCAUAUAUACGUUGUAUAUUAAAGAAAUGAGGUGGGUCAAAAGCGUACGUGUAAACUGUAACUUUUUACCACUUUUGAUGGGCUUUAUUUCUCCGAGUAUUCCUUGUUGACUUCGUUUUUAUGUGUUACGAUUAGAACGAAACAUUACUUGCACGUCCGGAAGACUCCCAAUUUGUGUUUUAUGCGUACGUUCAUUUAGCCGUACGGAAAUAAAAUCCAACAACCCGAAAAGUUGCUCUUAGACCUUCAAGAUACUUUUUGGCCGGCCUUAAGCAAAAUUUGUUAAUUCAUGCUAUGUAAAUGCAUGUAUCCUUGAUAAAAAAAUUGUAGUUAGAUAUGUCCAAAGUACAUAAGAAUAUUAAAAAUGAAACUAUUUUAGUUUAUAGUUAAGUCUUUGUUGUUACGGAGAAAAUUCCAGAACUGUGAAAUUUUUGGUGAAUGAUUAACAACUGAUAAUCAACAUGUUUUGUGUACUGAUUUCUUUUCGACGAAUCUCUGCCACAACGCGAUAGCCGUCGGAUUUAACGGCCGGUGAAGAACAACACAAAUACCAAAAACAAAUAGGUGGCCUUGAAGUCACUUUGUUAACAGCAGACAAUCGGUGAAACUCAGGAGUGAAGAAACUAGAUGGCGACUCUCACAACAAAUGCUGUUGUUGCUCUACAAACAAGGGCGACUGUGAUUUUAUUGCAGAGUCGCCAUCUAGCAUCCUCAUUCCUUAGUUUGACUGGUGGUUUAAGUUUAUUACAUGCAACAACAGAUUUUAAAUUGUUAAAUGUUUUUUGAAGAGGGCUCCAUAGCAAAUAGCCAACCAGAAAUACAUUUUUUUAGAUUUUAUUACAUAGUUUGUCUAAAUAUGAAUUAAUGCACAAAUAACA